UUUUAACUGGCUGAAAAUGAUGACAUAAAAUGUAAAUAUUUUUAUUAUUCAAUCAGAAGGGAACAAAAAAAAAUUAAAAAUUGAAGACUUUUUAGGCUCUAUAGCAUAAGUCCAACAUCAUUUUAUACCUCACUUAAGUCAUUUAUAAGCUUAAUAACAUGUUUAAUACAGUUUUAGUGUGAUAUCAAAUUGUUGAAAAUGCAGCUAAACUUGAAAGUGUUUGCAUUGAUGUGGUUUAUCUCCUUAACAACAUCAAACAAAAAACAAAACGACAGAAAAAAAUUUAUUGAUGAAAAUCUCAAGGAGCUUAGAAAUAUAAAUCAUAAAUGCAGAAGUUCACAAGUCUCAUAUUUGUUAUGGUUGAUAGAAUAUAAAUCUGCUGACGUAGCACUUUUUUGUGCCUUGUCUGUAUUAAACAGUGUGAAAGGUAAUAUGGAAGAAAAGAGUUUCGCAUGGGCGGUUCUGCAUCAAAUUUAUAAACAAAAGAAAUCGAAGAAACAUAAGUUUGCUUUGAAACAAAGUUUUAAUAAAAAUGAAAAGAUUCUGCUUAAAAACAGUUGGGAUUUUCUUGGUCCUUUUCAAAUCGGGAAAAUUGAGCUUGAUGGGAAUCCGAUUGAUAGUAUUGGAAGAAAACACGCUAUAAAUAACCGAUGGAAUGCGAAAUAUGUAGCUUUCUCUGAGCUUGUUAAUGAUGGGAUUUUAAAAUGGACGACGCUUACAGAAGAUGCUGAUAAAGUAUUGCAGUUAGCAACCGAUGUUAAUUGGAAUGAUUUAGUCAUGUCAUUGCAAUCUAUUGGUGUUGCUGAAUGGCAAGGUUUGCUGGUCAAUGAGUUUGUAAUUGCUGAAGAUAAAACAGAGGUCAAGGUGCAAUGUCUUGGGGUGAAUGUGUUUUAUAUUGAUGGGAGAAUGAUGAAUGGUGAUAUUUAUCAUAGAAGUCAUUAUUGGUACCCAAUACAACUUAACAGUGGUAUCCACCGAGUUGAAGUACCAGUGCGUGCUAAAGGAAGCACAAGUGUUCGAUGUGAUGUUAUAACAAAGAAAAAAGAAAAAGGAUUGAUGAUCCAUCACGUGAAAUUCAUUCCUGAUCUUGUAGAUGGCAAUGUGUUUUCUAAUUUUAUUUCUUUGGAUGUCACAAAUAUGAAUUCUAAGGGAAGUAUUGAUAUUUUAAAUGCUCAUGUCAAAAAUCACAAUUUAAAGCAAGAGCCUGUUAUUAAUAUUGUUAAGACAACAAAAUUAUUAAGUGGUCAAACGGGUUCUAUCGUAUUGAAGAUUUCAUUUAAUGGAGAUAUCGUAGAAAAGAAAUGUUUUAGAGAAAAAUAUUCAAUGAAGAUUAAAAUUGAAACUGAUGUGAAUUCGCAAAAAGUAGAAGUUGUGUUUCGAUGCAGGACUUGUCACCAAUCUUUUUUGUUUACGUUUUUGGAUCAUGAUGGAUCUAUUCAACAUGCAGCUGCUGUGAAGCCUUUGCGAGAUUGUCAAUUAGCAUCUUGUCCAGUGUUGUUGUCUUUACAUGGAACAGGUGUCAAAGCCGAAAAUCAGGCCGAUAGUUACAAAAGAAUGAGAAAUGGAAAGUAUGUGUUUGGUGUGGAGAAGUUAUGGCUGCUUGCACCCACCCGCCAUGGUGCUCAUAAUUGGGAAGGGCCAGGUGAAUUGACUGCUAUGGCAGCUUUAAAAGAAUUGGGGAUUCUAACGAAGAAAGCGUCAUGGUUAGGAAAGCCAGCUAAUUCUGAUGUUGUCGUGUUUGCUGGACAUUCUAUGGGCGGACAUGGUGCUUGGCAGUUAGGUGUUCACCACCCUGACAAAGCACUUGCAGUUAUCUCUGCAGCUGGUUGGUUGAGCAAAGAAGACUAUGGUGAUUCAAACCUGUUUUAUCACCACGAUGUCUCUGUUAGUCAUACAGAUCAUAUGACAAAAAGCAUACAAGAAAGUUGUAUAGCAGAAAAUCAAGCUGAUAAACAUGCAUCAAACUUAAAGGGCAUCCCUGUUAUGAUUCGUAUUGGUGCGAAUGAUCGAACUGUACAUCCAUACUUCACAAGAAGAAUGUUCAGAUUGUUAAAAGAGUGCAGAGUUAACGUGACUUACAAAGAAUUUCUAAAUAAAGAACACUGGUGGUGGGAUACAAAAACUUCCAAUGAUGGUGGUGUUACCAAUGACCUUCAGAUUCGAACGUUUGCAACAUACGCAGUGGAGAAAUAUGAAGAGUUGUACGCAUUUUGUGACACGCAUGGAUGCACACAAAGGAAAGACAAAUCAAAAUAUACUAAACAACAAAACACCCGCCAAAAAGGACGCUUUGAAUAUGUGCUUUACAAUCCAGCCUCGUUUUCAGGUGGACGAGGCGUAAAAGUGAUUCAACAAAAAGUUCCAUUUCGAAAAACGCAAUAUAGUGUGAAUAUUCAGGACGAGCAGGUGAUGAUUUCCACCAAUAAUAUUCAAAUGCUACAACUAUACGAACCAAUCAUCGAGCCCGUGAACUGGCGACAAAAAAAGAUUGUUAUAGAUAAGAAUCCACUUGAGAAGCCUUCAGGUGAUCUUCCCUGGAAAUUCUGUCAACAUGAUAAACGCUGGAAAAUAUGCCACUCAUUUGGAGAUGUUAGAGAAGCAGACGCGUAUGGUCCAGCCAGACGAAUUGCUGAAAAACCCUUUAUCGUUGUAGUAUGUAAUGAUAAUAAAACGGGUAAAGUUAGUAUUCUACAGAAUACUGCCACGUUUUUGGCCAAUUUGUUUCAUCUGACUUCAGACGCUGUUACGCAUAUAUUUCUAUCCAGUGAACUAACAAAUGAACAACUACAAGAAAACAAUAUUAUCAUAUUGGGUUUGUCCACUUGUCUUGAUAACAUAAAUAUUACACAGCGUGUGUAUUUUACAGACCAGAACGUAGAUUUAGGUGGUUGUUUACUGCACGGUGAGAAUUUAUCAGCGUUAUAUUUACAACCACAUGCGGAUGAUAAAUUAAUGAUGAUAUUAACCGGUCAAAAUAUCGAAUCAAUCCGGAAUGGUGUUAUGGCAUUAUCUAUUCCAACUAUUCCUCCCAUGACACGAUCACCCUUCUCAAAUCUUAUACCGGAUUACCUCAUACUGUCUCCGGACGUGUUAUCCAAAGGUGCCGGUGGGUUUGUUUGCGCUGGAUUUUGGAGUAAUUCGUGGACUUAUAAUGUUGUUUCUUCUUCAUGUAGCUGUUGAAAAGUUGAAUAAAUUUUGACAAUUUAGAAAGUUUAAAAACAAUUUGCAAUAUCUGCUAUUUUUAAUUUCUCGGGCCCUCGUAAGGAGGGUAAUAAUGCUUUGCCGACUUAGUCAACGUGUGGUAUUGUGAACAGUUUGGGAAGUAUAGUUAUCUUGAACCAUCAUGAAGGUAUAAAAGAAGCUGGAACGUCCCGCUACUGCUCUGUUACUUUUCUACAUGAGGUUUCCGUACCAUCUAGUGAACUGAUCUGUAUUGAGAAUUAAAUGAAAGAUUUCAUUGAUGAUUUUUACAUUAUUGUAGUACCACAGAGUCGGAGAGUUUGUCCUGUAAUAGAAUAGAAUUAUUUUUUCACAGGUGACAGCAUUUUGGCAAAGGAAACCAUGGUUUGCAUAGUUUGUGAAAACAGAUUUUGAAGUUUCGUUUCACACUAUUUUCAUGUGACUUGAUCGAGUGUUUGAUGUAGUUCAGAGAAAGAAAAUUUCCAGUGGAGUAAAAAUUUUAGGGAAAACACUUUUUCUAUUUGUAAAGAACUGAUAAAAAACGUGAACUCUUAUUUGAUAAGAAUAACUUGUUUUAUCUGUUAUGUAAUUUUUUUAAAAGGUAUUUACAGUUCAAAUUCGAUAGGACGGACACAGAAUUAAAUCUAUGUCACGUUAGGUGCACUUUUUUAUAAUCAACUCCAUUUUUUAUUUCAGUCUUGCGGAAAUUUUCAUAUUCGACCCUCAAAGUUGAUAAGCGAAAUAAUUUUCAGAUAAAAAACUUGCGGUUAUUGGCUGACGUUAUUUUUUAUAGCUUGCAAAAAUGGUAUCUUUUCAGCUGUGUUUCAAGGAGAAAUACAUAAAAAAUAGAAGGUGUUGUUGUUUGUAACGAAAUAUAAUAUUAUGAGCUACUCCCAACCUUGCUUAUUCUUUUCCUGAAUAUGGUGCUGAUGCGAACGCGCUAGCCACAUAUCAGAAAACGAAAAAGAAGCCCAGGGAUUGGAGAUUGGAGCUAUUCGAUAAUCUUAGUAUCUUCUCCGCCAUUUUCAUUCUCGCUGUCGUCAACUAUCUCAUCUUCAUCAAGAGCAUGAACACAUACGGGACUCUUUCAAAAACAUAUCCACUGCAUUAAUCGCUAGCACGUUGAAAACAUUUCGACUUCAAUUUCGUGUACUUCAGCUUGCUUGUUGUAAUGAUGAUAGCCUUUAUGUUUUUGUAAUUUAAUAUUAUUUAUGAGAAAAAAGAGGCUUGAGGUGAUUUUUCUGUUGUA
Messenger RNA from Hydractinia symbiolongicarpus, 4429 nucleotides. RefSeq lists its product as uncharacterized. Bases 199 to 3180 code for a protein of 993 amino acids. NCBI's taxonomy places the organism in Eukaryota, Metazoa, Cnidaria, Hydrozoa, Anthoathecata, Hydractiniidae. The record is from RefSeq and is a predicted model, not a curated record. The transcript is spliced from 11 exons.